Molecule: messenger RNA, 1797 nt
Organism: Acanthisitta chloris (rifleman)
Lineage: Eukaryota; Metazoa; Chordata; Aves; Passeriformes; Acanthisittidae
Product: poly [ADP-ribose] polymerase 12-like
Exons: 13
Molecular function (GO): metal ion binding; NAD+ poly-ADP-ribosyltransferase activity
Source: RefSeq, a predicted model, not a curated record
GCCUGCCAGUUGUACAACAAAAAAGGUGGUAUCUGCACACAGCAAGACAACUGCAAUAAGCUUCAUGUUUGUCGACACUUUCUCCGGUGGGAAUGUAAAUUUCUUCAUUGCAAGAGGUCUCAUAACCUCUUGGAUAGCCAUGAAUUGAAAGUGUUGGAAACUGGAGGCAUUGAUGGGAAGAUAGCUUCAAACAUCCAGAUGAUAUAUAAUUACAAGCAUGCACAAUUCAACAUGGAACUGAAUAAGGGGAACGUAUACAACUAUAAACCAAGAAACUAUUAUACAAAACCAGUGGUUACGGUUCCAAGGAAUAAAGAACUGAAGGCGUCUUUGCAAGUAAUGGACUCAAUGCUGCAUGUGCCACCUUCGGAGGGUUCUGGUAGCACCCAGUCUGGUCAGGGCCAACACCAGUUGCCAUCAGGAGCAGAAGAUAAAGAAGACUGGGAUAUUGCCCAGCUAGCUGAGAUUCUAGCCCAGCAGUGCUGCUCAUUCAAUUUUCUCAUGCAGGUUCUGCUAGCACUCCAUCUGAUCAGAGCCAACACCAGUUGCCAACAGGAGCAGGAGGUAACGAUGAAGGGCAACACAGAAAAUAACUGUGAUGAGAUCUGCGUGUUCUAUGUUUGGAAGUACUGCAAACAUAAGGAUAAAUGCACCUCUGUUCAUUACCAUUUGCCAUAUAAAUGGCAAAUAUAUGAUGGGAUCACCUGGAAUGACCUUUCCAUGAUGGAGGAAAUUGAAGAGGCCUACUGUGACCCAAAAAACAGCAGCCUAGCAGAUAAGAACAUUGAUUUCCAGACAAUGACCUGCUCUUCUUCUCCCAUCCGACGCCUCUGCACUCCAUCAUCAGUCACAAAACCCACACUCUCAUUGACCACGCAGUGGAUUUGGUAUUGGAAGAAUGACCAAGGCCAGUGGACUGAAUAUGGAGAGCAGGGAGAAGGGGACAGUGUGAACUCGCCGUCUUCUGCUGUCAUUGAGAAUUUGUAUCAAGCAGAUCCAGAUGCCACCAUACCUUUCCAGGCUGGCUGUUAUCAUUACAACAUCAAUUUUAAAGAAAUGACCCAGACAAACAUUGCUUUUAAAACUCGAAGACAGGUCUGCAGGCGACCAAAAUUUGUGUCUUCUGAAGAUGUGCAGAAGAUUAAGAAAGGCCAGAAGCAUUCUUCUAUUGCAAAUCAAGCCUGCCCCAGCCACUGGGAUCCAUCUGCACUGCCUGAUGUGGGAUACAAGGCAGUGGUGAUCAAUAGUGGAACCCCUGAAUACAACCAAAUAAAGCAGCUGUUUCAUCAAACUAUGAGAGACUACAGCAUCCUUAAAAUACAGAGGAUUCAGAAUCCAUCCCUCUGGAAGGUGUUUCAGUGGCAAAAAGAAAAGAUGGAAAAGGAAAAUGGAGGGAAGGAAGUGCAGGAAAAGCUCCUGUUCCAUGGAACCAGAAUCUCCUUCAUGGAAGCCAUCUGCGUCGAGAACUUUGACUGGAGGAUUUGUGGAAAGAAUGGAUAUAAGUAUGGAAUAGGAAGUUACUUUGCUAGAGAUGCUUCCUAUUCCCAUGCGUACUGUCAGGCUGUGGGGAAAGAAAGCAUGAUGUUCCUGGCUCGUGUUUUGGUUGGACAGUAUGUUAAAGGCAAUGCAGCCUAUGUUCGUCCUCCGGCAAAGUCUGUGGAUGGGCUCUGGUUUUAUGACAGCUGUGUGGAUGAUGAGUUAAAUCCUUCUGUUUUUGUUGUCUUUGAAAAGUACCAGAUUUACCCAGAGUAUAUAAUAGAGUAUAAAAUGGAUGAAAAAAAAUGUGUUAUCUCUUAA